UGUGCAGGCCGGGCGGGCGUGCCGAGGGCGUGCGGCGGAGUCCGCGCUCGGGUGCGCGCAGCGGGGGCGGGAAGGCCACGCCCCGGGGCGGGAGGGGGCAGCCGGAUUAAAGGCCACCCGGCGGGCGGGGACCGGGACAGCAGCCCGCACCCGGAGCGCGCCCGGACGCGCGCCGCCCUACGCCAGCGCUCACGGCCCCGCACGUCCGACCGCUCGGGCGCAGCGCGUCCCGCCGAGCGCAGCAGGACCCACACGCCAUGCGCGUCCCAACAGGCUGCUGAGCGCGGGCGGCGAUGUCGGGGCGCGGGGCUGCGGGCCCCGGUCGGGGGCUGCUGCUGGCGCUGCUGCCGGCGCUCUGCGCGCUGCCGCGGGUGCGGGGCGUCGAGGAGGGGCCUGGCAGCGCGCACGGACACAGCCAGGGUUUCCAGGUGGUCACCUUCGAGUGGCUCCAUGUCCAGGACCCGUACAUCAUCGCGCUGUGGAUCCUCGUGGCCAGCUUGGCCAAGAUCGGUUUCCAUCUGUCGCACAAGGUCACCAGUGUCGUCCCCGAGAGCGCACUGCUCAUCGUCUUGGGCCUGGUGCUGGGCGGCAUCGUCUGGGCCGCCGACCACAUCGCCUCCUUCACACUGACGCCCACCGUCUUCUUCUUCUACCUGCUGCCCCCCAUCGUGCUGGACGCCGGCUACUUCAUGCCCAACCGGCUCUUCUUUGGGAACCUGGGCACCAUCCUGCUGUACGCCGUCGUCGGCACCGUGUGGAACGCGGCCACCACCGGACUGUCCCUCUACGGCGUCUUCCUCAGCGGCCUGAUGGGGGACCUGAACGUCGGACUGCUGGACUUCCUCCUGUUCGGCAGCCUGAUCGCCGCCGUGGACCCGGUGGCCGUCCUGGCCGUGUUCGAGGAGGUGCACGUCAACGAGGUCCUGUUCAUAAUCGUCUUCGGGGAGUCGCUGCUGAACGACGCCGUCACUGUGGUCCUCUACAACGUGUUUGAAUCUUUCGUGACGCUGGGUGGUGACAAGGUGACUGGCGUGGAUUGCGUGAAGGGCAUAGUGUCCUUCUUCGUGGUGAGCCUGGGCGGCACGCUGGUGGGCGUGGCCUUUGCCUUCCUGCUGUCGCUGGUGACGCGCUUCACCAAGCACGUGCGCAUCAUCGAGCCGGGCUUCGUGUUCGUCAUCUCCUACCUGUCCUACCUCACCUCCGAGAUGCUGUCGCUGUCCGCCAUCCUGGCCAUCACGUUCUGCGGCAUCUGCUGCCAGAAGUACGUGAAGGCCAACAUCUCAGAGCAGUCGGCCACCACCGUGCGCUACACCAUGAAGAUGCUGGCCAGCGGGGCCGAGACCAUCAUCUUCAUGUUCCUGGGCAUCUCGGCCGUGAACCCCCUCAUCUGGAAGUGGAACACGGCCUUUGUGCUCCUGACCCUGGUCUUCAUCUCUGUGUACCGGGCUGUUGGUGUCGUCCUGCAGACCUGGGUCCUGAACCGGUACCGGAUGGUGCAGCUGGAGAUCAUAGACCAGGUGGUCAUGUCCUAUGGCGGCCUGCGCGGGGCCGUGGCUUUCGCUCUGGUCGUCCUUCUGGAUGAGAGGAAGGUGAAGGAGCGGGACCUGUUCGUCAGCACGACCAUCAUCGUGGUCUUCUUCACGGUCAUCUUCCAGGGCCUGACCAUCAAGCCCCUGGUGCAGUGGCUGAAGGUGAAGAGGAGCGAACAUCGGGAGCCCAAGCUCAACGAGAAGCUGCACGGCCGGGCUUUCGACCACAUCCUCUCAGCCAUCGAGGACAUAUCGGGGCAAAUUGGACACAACUACCUCCGCGAUAAGUGGUCCAAUUUUGAUAGGAAAUUCCUCAGCAAAAUCCUCAUGAGACAGUCGGCACAGAAGUCUCGAGAUCGGAUCCUGAAUGUUUUCCACGAGCUCAACUUGAAAGACGCUAUCAGCUAUGUGGCUGAGGGAGAGCGCCGCGGGUCCCUGGCCUUCAUCCGUUCCCCCAGCACUGACAACAUGGUCAAUGUGGACUUCAGCACACCAAGGCCCUCAACCGUGGAGGCCUCUGUCUCCUACCUCCUGAGGGAGAACGUGAGUGCGGUGUGCCUGGACAUGCAGUCGCUGGAACAGCGGAGGAGGAGCAUCCGUGACACGGAGGACAUGGUCACGCACCACACCCUGCAGCAGUACCUGUACAAGCCUCGGCAGGAGUACAAGCAUCUCUACAGUCGGCACGAGCUGACCCCCAACGAAGACGAGAAGCAGGACAAGGAGAUCUUCCACAGGACCAUGCGGAAACGCCUGGAGUCCUUCAAGUCUGCCAAGCUGGGCAUCAACCCGAACAAGAAGGCGGCAAAGCUCUACAAGAGGGAGCGCGCCCAGAAACGGAGAAACAGCAGCAUUCCCAAUGGGAAACUGCCCCUGGAGAGCCCCAUGAACAACUUCACCAUUAAGGAGAAAGAUUUGGAACUUUCAGACCCCGAGGAGGCCCCGGACUAUGGUGCUGAAGUGGGAGGGGGGAUCGAGUUCCUGGCAAACAUCACACAAGACACCACGGCCACAGACUCCCCGUCAGGUGACACGGGCUCCGACGUGCCGCUGACCGGACGCUCGUCCCCUCCCGCCGCCGAGAAGCCUCCGAUCCCCGCGCGGUCCCCGCGCCCGCGCGCCCGGAGCCCGGCCCCGCCCGCCGACGCCCCGCCCGCCGGAGCCCCGCCCGCCGACGCCCCGCCCGCCGGAGCCCCGCCCACCGCCCCGCCCGACCGCGAGCCCGGCGCCGGGCCGGAGCGCCGCGGACUCCCGGGCGCGCAUGCGCGGUCGGCGGCGGCGCGCCGCGUGCACAGCCGUCGCUCCUUCCAGCGGCCCCGCGCGCGCCGCCGCCCCGCGCUGCUGAAGCUCGCGUCCCUGCAGCCCUCGUGCCACGCGCCGCCGCACGCGCUGGAGCAGGAGGAGACGCCGCUGUGACGCCCUGACGCCCUGGCCCUGCGGUCUCCCCGGCCGGGGUCGAGGUGCGGGAUUGGAAUCCGUCCCGGGGGACCGCGCGUGCCACCGGGCCGGACCCUCGGAGUUCCCGGGAGCCACCUGCAGAGAGGCCCCUGCGGGCGACGGAGGGGACCGUGGCAGAGCCUCUUCCGGCUGCCGCGCGGUCCGGGCCCGUGCCUUUGCCCGGACACUCGGCCGAGGGUCCUACUGGGCGCCUGCCCCGGUUUUGAACCCAGCCGGCCCUUGCGUGUUACUGUCAGCCCUGACUUAGCCUCAGGAAGGGCCCUGGGUCCCCAGAAGUGGGCUCCGUGUUCCAGGUCCGCGCUCCCCUCGGCACUGCCAGGGACACGGAGACUGGACGCCCGCCCAGGAUUCCUGGCUCUCACCCCCCGCGAGGCAGGAGCCCAGGUUCCAGGAGCGAUCUGCAGGCCGAGGGGCCGGCGCUGUGUGCCGUCCUAACGUACACUUACCAGUUCUCUGAACUACCUGUCACCUUAGGGACACCUUAGGUACCACUGCAGACACGCGUUUGUUUGUCCUUUUGUGUUGUAACUCCCAGAGCUCAGCACGGGCCUGGCUCCGGCCCAGGCAUCCGUGUGGCAGCCUCUGGCCUUCCGUGUCCCACCUGCUGCCAGGAGAUGGCCGGGGCGUCGGAAGGUUGCACCGGCCACGUGGGCAGGUCUACACAGCUCCAGCUGAAUGCGGGGGCCUUCACAUAGCGAGCAGCUUACUGGGGCCAGGGCCAGGUGGGGUGGGGACCUGCUGUUUCAUGGAGAACCAAGGGACUUGGAGCAGGGCUCAGACCUUCACAGGACCUCUGGGCCUACCCUGAGAAUGCUGUAACAUAGACCCCUUCUCAACCCCUCCAGGGACAUGGCCUUGGGCAGAGCUGCACCCUCUGCCCCCACCCCCAUCCUCUGGAGGGAGACCACUGUCUGGCUGACCUGUGCGGGGAGCAGAUGAGGGUGCGGUGAGGCGGCUGCCACAUUGAUCCAGGAGAGGCCCUCAUCCGUCCUCACCUGUUGCUCAGACAGGGUUUUGUGGGAGGAAGAGGUAGUAAGGAUCAGAGGGAUGAGGACCUUCAGACGGACACUCCUGGAAGCUCUUCUAAAGAAGCCCAGCUCAGCCCUGCUCAGGAGAGAGUGUGCUGCCCUGUGACCGAGUUCUGUUGAUGCAAAAUUCCCAGCCAUCACGGGCAAGGCCUGAUAGCACUCCAGUGUUUUCAUAGUGCACACGGAGACCCUGGCGAGAAAGUGUGCGAUCUGCUCUUCAUACCUUUGCUGUUGAGAAAUACAAGGGACAGUCACUGGGGCAUCUGCUCAGCAGCCCAAAGCUCUUGACCCCGAGAGCAGAUCUACCCAUCGCCUAAGUCACACAGGUGGGCAGGGGGGCGGGCUCCAUAGUUCUUCCCCACACUGUGCAACCAUUCUGCCCCACUCCGUGAGCACAGAAUCCAGCCAUUAUUGCGGCCACAAAACCUGCCGGUUAGUGACCCGACAGACUGCCCCCAGGCCAGCCUGGUCACCAAGCCACAGCAUCCAAGCACACCUCCAGGAAGGUGCCCACUGCAGCCAGGUCAGGCGAGGGUCCACAGCCCAGCUGGUCCGGCAUCUUGCUGCCUUAACCACUCACCUGGAUCGCUGGAUGGACCCGGACCCCACGCCCUGUUGCAGAGCUAGAGGCUGAGCCGGGGCACGUCCUUCAACCCCAGAGAGAAUAAACCGGCGGGUCUUGAGGCUCAGCUCUCAGCUGGUGUUUUCUGUCCUGGAUGGGCCCAGGGCCGAGUGCAGCCCUACAGGAGCUGCGGUUCCCGGUGGGAAAGCUCCCAGCAGAGCCCCACGUGCCAGUGCUCAUGAGAGAGCUCUGGUGUUUCCUCCGUGGACAGUCUUACACAGGCUCGUGCUGUGGAUACACUUCAUAAAUGAGAAUUCUAGCUAUUCCUGUCCUUGUAAAACAGAAUGUAAACAAAGUCUCAUGAAUGUAUUUCCUUAGGAAAACAGUUGUAAAACUUUUUAUUAUAAAAGAAUUCCUAUUUAUUUAAUACUGAAUUUUGGCCUACUUUCUGGCGGACUGUAAAGAACACAAAGAUAGGAGUUGCUGUCUUUCACGUCUGUGUUUUCUUGAGAACGACUUGGUCACAGUGCUUAUAUACCGUGUACGAGUCCAGUCAUCUUCUGUCACGAAAGGAGAUUUAAAGAAUUUCAUUGGAACUUGAAAUGCUAACCUAGGAGUGGUGUAAAUUGCAUAUGUUAAUUUUGUGAAUGUAAUCUUCGUCAAAUUUUGUGUAACUGUGAUCACAGAACAAUGUGCCUUACAUGGUUGGGCAUGCUGGGCAGAGGCCCCGCCGCAGACCCUGUCACACCCGCAUGAUCACAUCUAUUAAAGAUGUUUUAAGGUGGA
Messenger RNA from Mustela lutreola (European mink), 5363 nucleotides. RefSeq names its product solute carrier family 9 member A3 (gene SLC9A3). The transcript has 16 exons. Gene Ontology annotation, molecular function: sodium:proton antiporter activity. The record is from RefSeq and is a predicted model, not a curated record. Gene Ontology annotation, cellular component: brush border membrane; apical plasma membrane. The coding region runs from base 294 to 2945 and encodes 883 amino acids. Gene Ontology annotation, biological process: proton transmembrane transport; regulation of pH; sodium ion transport. NCBI's taxonomy places the organism in Eukaryota, Metazoa, Chordata, Mammalia, Carnivora, Mustelidae.